Messenger RNA from Nanorana parkeri, 4118 nucleotides. RefSeq names its product reticulon 4 (gene RTN4). Gene Ontology annotation, cellular component: postsynaptic density; neuron projection. The coding region runs from base 71 to 3127 and encodes 1018 amino acids. The transcript has 10 exons. The record is from RefSeq and is a predicted model, not a curated record. Lineage: Eukaryota; Metazoa; Chordata; Amphibia; Anura; Dicroglossidae. Gene Ontology annotation, biological process: endoplasmic reticulum tubular network formation; neuron differentiation; brain development.
UGUGGCGCACUUCUCUCCAGCACCGGCAGCGCACAUACACAGUGUCCGAGCCGGUCCCAGCUGCCCCACCAUGGAGGACCAGUCUCACUAUGUGUCAUCCACUCACGAUGCCCCGAAACCCGACGAGCAGCUGUACCUGGGAGCGGAGGAUGAAAUGGACGACGUGCUGGACCUGACUGGGGGAAAGUACACCCACCCGGCUUUCGCCGUCUCCUUCCCCGGUAAGCACGCAGUGGAGGAGGACGAAGAAAAGCCCAGCUAUUCGGACAGCCUGGAACCGUCACCGGAGGACGAGGAGCCCAGCAGCAUCAGCAGCGACAUCCCCCGGUUCCCUGUCAUCCCAAGCGCGCCUGUGGAAGAGCACGACAUAGCGGCCUUGCCGUACGGCGCUCCCUCUUCCGGCUCUGUGGGGCGUUCAUAUUUAGCCCAGUUUCUUCAAGCAGAAGAUGUGAACCUCUUUCCUCUUCCUGCUUCAUCUGCACCUUUGAUGCAAUCCUCUGCAGAUAAUGUAAUGGAUUUGCAGCAGCCUUCUAGCACUGAGCCAGCUGGCAAAGAGGACCUUUCAUCUCUGCUGUUUGAAUCCACUACUACCCUUCCUUCUUUAUCUCCUUUGUCUGCUGAUUACCCUAAAGAGCACACAGCCACUAUUGCUUUCUCUGCUGACUCCACCACUCCAGAAGCUUUGCAAAGCUAUGCUACAGAGACUGACUAUGCUGAAGGAAAAGACCACAAAUACACUUUUGGUCUAGGCGAUAUCAAGGAAGAUACAAUCUUUUCUGAUAGAGGUUAUGCUGUUGAACAUCCCACGUCUCAGCCAGAGUCUGUACCUGUAGAUCAUGCAAAACUGUACACACAGUCUGCUAAAGAGAUGUUUUCAGGAAUGCUUAAAUCUGUUGGACCUCCCCAUGAAGAGUUUUUAGAUCCUAAAGGAGUCGAACACUAUGUGGACUUCAAACCCUUUGUUAGUACGGCGGGCCUUGAUCUUGGCUAUGAAUUUAAAAGUAUGGCUGCUGGCAUUAAAAGUAAUAUCAGUUCUUUGAAUUUUGAAUCCACAAAGCCUGAAGAAAAAUACAUGGAAGAGAAGGACAUAGACCUUUCUGAUGAUAUAUCUCCUGCAUCUCCGGAAGCUAUAUCUAAUUCCUCAAGUUAUGAGACCUUUGCUCCUUUACAAAAAGCUGCACCAUUGGCAUAUGGAGGGAAUCCAUUUACUGACCACAAAUUUGAGAAGAGUGUGGAAGAGACGGGGACUCGUCAAACAUCCCAUCUAGGUUCAAAUGUUGCAACAGUUAAUCCUUUCCUGGAACAUAUCGACAAGGAAGCAGAGUACGUCACAUCUGACCAUCUAUCCGGAAUUGUAUUUUCCCAGAGUUCCAGCAAACCGGAAGGACUUACUCCAGAUAUUGUGCAAGAAGCUUAUGAAAGUGAGGUCUAUGAGGUUGGUGUACCAAAGCUGAAUUAUGAACCAAAAAUAGAUUUGGUUCAGACCACUGCUAAAGCAUCACAAGAAAACACUCCUCCCACACAAAACACAGCCCCGUUUGAAGAUUCAGAGUCCGUCUCUUCACCAGUUCUUCCUGAUAUUGUCAUGGAGGCACCACUGACGUCAGCCUCACAGCCUGAUGUUUCAACAGCACGACAUGUUGGUGUUGUCAGUGAAGAGAAAAUAAAGUUUGAAUCGGAGAAACCCCCAUCAUAUGAAGAUGCUAUCAAUAAAGGAAACUUGAAAGAGCAGGAACCUGCUGCGGCACAUGUUGAGCCAGUGAAAAAGACUCGCGCUGAAGAGGCCGAAGCACCAUAUAUAUCCAUAGCAUGUGAUUUGAUAAAGGAGACCAUUCCAGAAAAAGUUACUGAUUUCCCAAAGGCCCUGAAAAGUGAGUUUGAUUACCACUAUACUACCCAAUAUGAUGAGAGCUCUCCAGAGUCUGAGCCCAGUGAACCUUCAUACAAGCAUUGGGAGUCAGAAGUGAUCUUAAAGGAAGCAGCCACCUCAAUAAGCAGUGUACAGUCUCGUGAUGUUGCAUUAGACGAGGAACAAGAAAGUGAUGAGAAGUGGAACGAGGAAGUCUCUGGUAAAGCUUAUCUAGAGUCUGAGUCUCGCGUUUUUGAUACUAAUAUAUUGGCUAAGGAACCAGUUACACAGUUAUCUAGGCAAGAGAAACCUUUACAGAUGGAAGCUUUUGGAAAAACGGUCUAUGCUGAAGAGGUGCCGCACAUAACCGAGCCUGUGCACUUUGAAAAGCCAUCGGCUGUGCCGUUUGUUCAGGAGUUUGUUUCCAAACCUAGCAGAGAGGAUCAAGUUGAAGUUAAGAAGCGGGAUGAUCGUGUACUGAAAGAUGAGCCUAAGAAAAUAGAAGACUUGCAUUCACAGCAAAAAGCCAAAGAGAGUACUCCAGCUUCUGUUAAGUUGGUAGACUUUAAUAAAAAGGAGUCUGAGAUUGAAGAAACUAUUCCAAAGCCGGCACCACCGACUAAGGGCGCAGAUGUUGAUAUUUCAUCCAGUACAGAAAAGAAGCAGCCCCCAGCUCUACCUGCUUUGGGAGCUUGCAGUUUCAAGACAUCAGUUGUUGACCUCCUGUACUGGCGGGAUAUAAAGAAAUCGGGACUGGUGUUCGGUGCCAGCCUCUUCAUGUUGCUGUCUCUGACGGUGUUCAGCAUAGUCAGCGUUUCCGCAUACAUUGCCUUGGCUUUGCUGUCUGUUUCCAUCAGCUUGAGAAUAUACAAGGGAGUGCUGCAAGCAAUUCAGAAAUCCGAGGAAGGGCAUCCAUUUAGAUCUUACCUGGACUCCAAUGUGGCAGUGUCUGAAGAACUUGUUAAUAAAUAUAGCAAUGUCGCCCUGGGGCAUGUUAACUGUACUCUUAAGGAGCUGAGGCGUCUCUUCCUGGUGGAGGAUCUGGUGGAUUCUCUGAAGUUUGCAGUGUUGAUGUGGGUGUUCACCUAUAUCGGUGCCUUGUUCAAUGGCCUGACCUUACUGAUCCUGGCACUGAUUUCUCUGUUCAGUAUUCCUGUAAUUUAUGAAAGACAUCAGACUAAAGUGGAUCACUAUAUAGCACUCAUAAGCAAGAAUUUCAACAAUGUAAAAGACUUAAUCCUGGCAAAAAUCCCUGGACUGAAACGCAAAGCUGAAUAACUGCUACUAAAAAUCAAGUUUGCCGCAGAUACCAAUAGGAGCCUCUGAAUUUGAGGGCUGUGUAUUUGGAUGACUUGGGGUGGGUCAGGGAAAGACCAGCCUUGACAUUGCAGUGCAUUUUCCCAGAUCUCUACUUUUUAUUUUAAUAUUUUUUUUUUUUCUGCAAUGCAGUGUUUAAGGAUCGAAACAACUGUUUUACUGCCAUGUGUUUCAUUCUGAGUAUUGUAAGCUGCUAUGUAUGGGUUUGAAACUAUUUUCUGUUUCUUCUCCUGUGUGAAGCACCGUUUAAUACAGAACUUUUUUUGUUUUGUUUUCUAGCAUGCUGUAUAUUGUGCUUCCGAAGUAGUCUUACUGCGCUUUCACGGGCAUAAUGUUAAUCAAUACUUGCACUGUGUAUGAAGAGUAAGUUGAGAUAUCCAUUUUGUAGCCCUUCAGCGUAGAAAGUGGUUUUGGUGCAUGGCGUCAUACAUCAAUGGUUCUUCUGCCCUGAACGAGCUGCUGAACAAACCCCCUUGUGAUCAUACCUAGAGACAACAUGGCUUCUGUUCGGUAUGAUGGUAGCUCUAUCUUGUGAUUUUAUUGUUUUAUCAAUUGCCAAUAUCUAUAGUGUUUUCCGAGAGCCUAGCUCCCACAGUGCUUUUUUUAUUUUUAGGAUUGAAAUGACAUUCUAACCGCUAGCUCCAUAGCACAUACACACAAAGUUAACUUAAAGGAAAAAACAAAAAAAAAACUCUUUCUAGGAACACUAUUGUCUGUUUAAUGAACAGUUAUGUAUACCAAUAUAGGAACUUACACAUCGUCGCUCAGUAGUUGGGUUUGCACAACCACAUUUACAGUCACUUGAACUUUCUGUAACCGAGUACUAAACGCUGCAAAUUUGUUUAAGAGAAAAAACAAAAGUCAAUCUCGUUGCAAGAACGUAAAAUGUUACCCAGCUGCAGGAAUGUGCUGAAGCAAGUCUUUGGAAUGCAUUGUGAUAUGUAAAAACAAA